AUGGCGGUGUGCGCACGGCUGUGCGGCGUGGGGCCGACCCGCGGCUGCCGCCGGCGCGGCGCGGCCAGGGAGCAGCGCCGCGGCGCCGCCGACAGCGAGCCCGACACCGAUACGGACCCGGAGGAAGCGGGAGGUGGCGGCGUCACGGAGGACGAUGAGGCCGCGGAACGCAUUGAGGGCGGGCGGCCCCUGCCGCCUUCUGUCGAGGCCGGCCCGGCCGGGCGAGCCCCGCUGUCCCUGUUGGAGCUGCCUCCGGAGCUCCUGGUGCAGAUAUUCGGCUCUCUGCCCGGUACCGACCUGCCCAGCCUGGCCCGAGUCUGCACCACCUUCCGCCGCAUCCUCCGCACCGACACGAUCUGGCGGCGGCGCUGCCGCGAAGAAUAUGGGGUGUGUGAAAACCUGAGGAAGUUGGAGAUCACAGGAGUGUCCUGUCGAGACGUUUACGCCAAACGUAUAAACCCACGGGUGAAGUCGGGGCGUUUUAUGAAAAUCCUGCCCGACUACGAGCACAUGGAGUACAGAGAUGUUUACACCUGCCUGCUGCACCGCUACCGGCACAUCCUGGGAUUGUGGCAGCCGGACAUCGGGCCCUACGGGGGACUGCUGAACGUGGUGGUGGAUGGUUUGUUCAUCAUUGGCUGGAUGUACCUGCCCCCUCAUGACCCUCACGUGGAUGAUCCCAUGAGAUUCAAACCCCUCUUCAGGAUCCACCUCAUGGAGAGGAAAUGUGCCACGGUGGAGUGCAUGUAUGGCCACAAGGGACCUCAUAAUGGCCACAUCCAGAUUGUGAAGAAGGACGAGUUCUCCACCAAGUGCAACCAGACAGAUCACCACCGGAUGUCAGGGGGCAGGCAGGAGGAAUUCCGGACGUGGCUGAGGGAGGAGUGGGGUCGGACUCUGGAAGACAUUUUCCACGAGCACAUGCAGGAGCUCAUCCUGAUGAAGUUCAUCUACACCAGCCAAUAUGAUAACUGCCUGACGUACCGGCGCAUCUACCUCCCCCCCAGCAGCCCCAACGACCUCAUCCAGCCAGGGCUCUUCAAAGGCACCUACGGGAGCCACGGGCUGGAGAUUGUCAUGCUGAGCUUUCAUGGGAACAAAGCCAAGGGCACCAAGAUCACUGGAGAUCCCAACAUCCCAGCUGGACAGCAGACUGUGGAGAUAGACCUGGCCCAUCCUCUGCAGCUGCCUGACAUCGAGAACCUGCGAGACUUCAGCGAGCUCUCUCGCAUUGUGCUGGAGGUGCAGGAGCAGAUCCGGCGGGAGGAGCAGGAGCGGGAGCAGCGGCAGGAGGAAGAGGAGCAUUCCCAGCAGCCUGCCAGUCCCCUGGGAGGAGAAGGUGCUGAGGGGGAAGAGACUGCAGCUGGGGCAGAGGGGAAGACCCAGGACAAGGCCCCAGCUUCCCAGCCCUUCGUGCUGCCCAUGGGAGUGAUAUCGAGGAAUGAGGAUUAUCCCCGGACCUGCCGCAUCUGUUUUUAUGGGACAGGGCUCAUCGCUGGCCACGGUUUCACCAGCCCCGAGAGGACACCGGGGGUGUUCGUCCUGUUCGACGACGACCGCUUCGGCUUCAUCUGGCUGGAGCUCAAAUCCUUCAGCCUCUACAGCCGCAUCAAGGUCUCCUUCCAGAACGCCCAAGCGCCUUCCCGGGAGGCCUUCGAUGAGAUGCUCAAGAACAUUCAGUCCCUGGCUACUUGAUGAGUGGUUGGUGACGGACAGGGGUGGCAAAGGCUGCUGCGCUCCCCAGCCGGGGCUGCGGAGGGGAGCCCUCGCUCUCGGUACCUCUGGAUAGAAGCAUGCACUUUGAAUAAAGCCUUUUUACCCCAAAUGUCCACACAUCCCAGUUCAGACAUCCGUGACUGCUCUUUCCUCUGUGCCACUCCACGCUGCCUCCCAGCAGUCCUUGUUUCCCAGUCUGUGCUUUGGAGAGCUGAAGGGAUCCUGCAGGGGAGGGAACAGACCUCCCUUAGUGCGAAAAAAAAGAAUGUAUUGGGACAAAACCGACUUCUGGUCAGAGGAACAGGCAGUGACAAAGCACAUCCUCCUCUCCAGAAACCUUUCUGUGGGUGCAGCGUUGCCAGGAGAGGCUGGUACGAUCCCUGCAUCCUUGGCUUGCUAAUUGGAGUGUGUGGUUUCCUCUGCAGAAUUGCCUCAGCCAGGGCAGGAUCCCCACUGCAGAUGAGCGUGUGCAGCAUUGUCCUGUGGAACUUGAUGGAUGUGCUGUCCCUGAGACCAGAGAUGAUUUUUUUUUUUCUCCUUGCAGGAGCUGGGUGUGGGACUGAAGAUGGGUGUAAAACUGCAAAAGCUCUUAUGUUCAGACUGGUUUGUACCUGAAAGGUUUUCUCAGAUCUUGUCAAGUGGCUCUGAAGGGGCACAGGAAGGAGCCAAAAGAAACCCAGCUGUGAGAUGAGCCCAGAAGGCUCCAGGUGGGCAGCACAAGGUGCCACAUGUCCCCCUGGUCCUGUGUGGCCCCAGGGGUGCCAUUCCUGUUCAGGCUGCCCUUCAGAGUCCUUGUAUUGUGUGGCUUGUUCUGACUCCUGGAGCAGUGGCUGCUGCUGCUCCCCUUACAGAACCCUUCUUUCCCUUUGCAGUUGCACUUCUUUCAUCCCAGAAUGAUUUUGUGGCAGAUCUGAGCUCCACUGGGAAUUGUGUGCUGCAAGGCAAGGGAGCAGAUUCCCUUUGGACUGUGCUGUGCAGGAAAAUCCUGGCCAGUGCUCAUCUCCAGGCUGUGAAUUGUGCUGGAGACCAUCAGCACUAACACAAGCCUUUGUUGCAGCUGCCCUCUGGCUGUGAUGACAAACUCCAGGUCCCUUCUCUUCUCCCCAGAUCAGUGUCUAACAAAACCCUGUCGUUCCAUCUCUGCAGUUUUAGGUCUGUAAAUGUGUCUGUACCUGUGCUGGGAGGUUUCAGGCUCCCUCUGGGGAGAAGUUUCAGUCCCUGCCUGGUUCCAGUGCCUGUGAACAGCUUUUAUUCUCACUCUCACAAGGGCUUUUUGCCAUUUCUGCCUCUCAUGUGUUCCCUCAGCUGUGUGAGAACCCAGGCUCCAGCAGAGACAACGAGCAGCAGCUCAUAUCACUCACAGGAUUAAUUCCUGUCUCUCUGGAUGGAGCUUUCCAAACCUCUGGGAAUUUCAAGGUGAUUUAGGGCACUUUUUGCUUUGUUUCCUGCAGCUCUGUGAGGAGUGGCAGUCCUGCCUCAGUGUCAGGGGUGAGGAGCUGUUACAGGCCUGCUGAAAAAGCUGGGAAAAUGUUGCAGGGUGGGUGUGAGCAGGCUGUAGAGGUUUUCCUGCCAGUUUGGAUCUCCCAGGGCUGCAGAGAGGGAGUGGCUGCUCUCUGUGCCCUGGUGAGUGGGCAGAGAGGUGACCUGGAGCUGAGCUUGGCUAUCUCAGCCUCGUGCUCAGCUCGUGCCUGGUUUGCAGACAGAGGUUUCCAGUUUGGUGCAGCUUUCUGGGACAGCUGAAGAUGUUCAGUGCUGGGUUAAUGGUUGGACUCGAUCUCAGAGGUCUUUUCCAACCUUAAUGAGCCUAUGAUUAGGACUUUAUUUGAUAUUUCAGUGGCUUGUUUAUCUUGGGAUUUGCUGUUAGGCUGCUGCAGUUCUGCUGUGUGUUCUCCCUAACAGCCCAAAGGGGUGGGAGAUGUCCCCUGGGGCAGCUGUUCCCAUUGCCUGUCCCUAAAACCAGCUCUUCUUCAGCUGGACCUGCAGCUCUGAGUGCAGAUUUCUCCCCACUUCAAUAUCCCUACCAAAAAAAAAAAAAAAUCCUAAACUUUCACACAACUGACUUGAUAAUUUUGGCUUUUAGCUUUUAAAUUACGAUUAAUUUUUUUAAAAUGGAGAUUAAAAUCCAGACUGCACUGAUUGUCCUGCAAGUACCUGAGGCUUGAGUCACUCUCUCAGGUACUGACCUGUCUGUAGUCUCUGUCCUUUGUCACCUGGGCCAGGGGUCACCUGUUUGCUGUUGGCACAGGUUGUGCAUCCGCUUUUCUCCCGGCUUCUUUUCCCUUCUGAAUUUCCCGUGGCAGUGCCAAGGAUCUCCUGAAGGCCAGACCUGCUUGGCUGGCUGGAGAGAAUGAUUUUAGUGGAGGCUGAUGCCUUGGGGGAAUUUUCCCAGCUCUGCCUUGACCCUGUAGUGGCAUCUUUUUAUUUAUAACUCACCUGGCUGGCCUCAAAAUGUCAGGAUAAUUCCUGAUUAAAGGCAGAACUGCUGGUACCCCCUGGCUUCAUUCUGUCUGGAGCAAAGGAAAUAGCAAGUUUUGUAUUAAUAAUCCUCCUCUGAUGCCUUUUCUCACCUUGUGCUGCUCCAAGCCUGGCAGGCUUUUGUGGCAUUUCAGAGGAAAAUUCCCUCUGGUUUGGCUGAGGGUGAGGAAAGCUGUGAAGAUGGAUUUGGGAAUGCUGGGGAUGCUCCUGUGCUGGAUGUUCCUUUGUGUUUGGCUCUGUCAGUGCUUCCAGAGCAAAGCAGGAUAACGUGGAGUUAACACUCCCAGCUCUGGAAUCUUUGGGAGAGGGGAGAGACAGAUUUAGGAGCAGGCAGUUUGGAUCUGAUCCCCCCUGGCCGAGGGGGAUGCUCCUGCUUUCCCAGUCCUGCCUUUCCUCCUGGGAGGCUGUGCUGACAGGACACUUCGGUGCAGGCUGUACCACCCCCUGCACAACACUGCAUUCCCCACUCCUUUCCCAAAUCCCAGCUUUCCAGCCCCUUGGGAUCCUUGUGUGAGCUGUUGACAGGGAUAAUGUGUGCUGGGGCCCUGCAGAUGGUGAUCAAUCUCUGCUGCCGACGUCUCCUCGUCCUUUUGGCUCUGCAGGAAAUCUCAGGGACAGUUGGCUGGAUUGCUUCAUCCCAGAUGGGUGGAAAGUGCUGGCGAGGAUGGAAAACAACUUGUCAGGGGUAGGAAUAGUCCUGGCAGGAGCCUUUUGGAUUAAACAAAGCCUUUGCAGGGAGGUUGCAGAGCCCCAGUGGCCACUGCAAGACCUGGAGCUGAAUUCUGGCUCGGGGACAAGAAGUGUCUGGUUCAUGUGCUGGGGAUGGGUUCUGCUCCUCCAUCCUGUGUUGUCAAAACACAUGGAUUUGGCCAGCUGGAAAACAGGAACAUCAAAGCUCCAGUUUGUUUGCCUUGGGCCUGAUUUGAGAGCUGUGAAUGUGCUGUGCUCAGGCGUGGUGGCUGCCCUCCACAGGCAUGUGUCAGGCUGCAUUUUACUGAGGAGACGGGAAAAGGAUGGAAUUGUUUGUAAAUUUGGGUGUCAGCUCUGCUGUGGAGUGAACAGCAGUGCUGCCCUGGAAUGGGACAGCAGCAGUGGGAGGGCAGUUCCUUAGGAAAUGUGUGCUGGGGAGAAAGGGAAUUCUGUGCAAACGUGCCUGGAGGUGUCAGCUCCCAGGAAAAGCCCAAACCGCAGCUGGCUCAGAAUUUACUUUUCAACAAGGAUGACUUUUUCUUGCUUUUUAUUGAUUCAAACCUAGUGGAACUCGAUGGGAGUGUUGGGUGUUGUGUGGAAAUGGGUUGUUUAGGCUCAACUUGCUAGUUUAGGGAAUGAUAAUGUGUUAACUCUGUCUUGUAGCUGGCUGCUCUCAUGGCCGAUAAUCCUCUGUGGUGUUCAGCUGCCAAAGGCUCGUGCUGCCCUUCCCAGUGGGACACUGAAUUAUUUGGGAUGUGGGGUAGGAGAGGGAGGUACCAAACUGUGAGUGCCACUGACGUUUGGGUGCUUUGUGUGCUGAAUUCAAGUGUGUGGUUCUGGUUUUUGUUUGGAUUGCAAUCUUUGGAACUUUGGAGGCAAAGAGCACUUGGCUCGACCGUGUUCAUUAGCUUAAUUAAAGCAAUCUGCACUUUUGUUUUGUCAUUGAUUACUCCCCCUUCCCUGUUCCCAUGUGUAUUUUGCACUCACCACUUUAACAUGACACUGAUAGAUUAAUCUGGGCAUUGCCUGGAGGUUCUGAGUGUGGAUAAGUCUCUACAAAAGCAUUAAAAAUGAAGGAGAAAUAUAAAUCCCUGCUUUGUACAGAGCGCAGUGGGAGGAAACCAUUGCACAUCCACCACCACGAAUAUCCAUGUGGAACAUGAGAAGUUGUACUUUAACCACCUCACCUGCCCAAGGGCUGGGGGUUUGCCUGUCCUUUCCUUGGUGGCUUUGAGAGGAAUGGGAUGUAUGAAAUCAGCACCUGGCCGACUUCACCCCAGGUUUUGGAAAGCUGAGCAAGCCCUGUUGUGUUACUUUUACACCUGAUCAUUGUUACCCAAGGAGCCUUUUCCAAUUUCAAAUAAUAAAAAGCAAAAUUUUAUGAACUUA
This is a messenger RNA of Pseudopodoces humilis (Tibetan ground-tit), 6270 nucleotides long. RefSeq names its product F-box protein 31 (gene FBXO31). The record is from RefSeq and is a predicted model, not a curated record. Gene Ontology annotation, molecular function: protein binding. Gene Ontology annotation, cellular component: SCF ubiquitin ligase complex. NCBI's taxonomy places the organism in Eukaryota, Metazoa, Chordata, Aves, Passeriformes, Paridae. Gene Ontology annotation, biological process: SCF-dependent proteasomal ubiquitin-dependent protein catabolic process.